Messenger RNA from Hemibagrus wyckioides, 1392 nucleotides. RefSeq names its product polymeric immunoglobulin receptor (gene pigr). The record is from RefSeq and is a predicted model, not a curated record. The coding region runs from base 92 to 901 and encodes 269 amino acids. Lineage: Eukaryota; Metazoa; Chordata; Actinopteri; Siluriformes; Bagridae. Gene Ontology annotation, cellular component: plasma membrane. The transcript is spliced from 6 exons. Gene Ontology annotation, molecular function: transmembrane signaling receptor activity.
AAGCGGUUAAAGACAUCUGGCACUGGAUUCAGUCAGAAGGGAAGGGAAAGUUCUCAAAACAACGGCUCAGAGUACGCCCUUUAAUUUCAGGAUGACUCGUCUCCUUUUUCUCAUUGCUCUCCUUACUCAGCUUCCAGGUGUCCUAUGCACUGUGAGCAGAGAAGGAGAAUGGACAGUGUUUGAGGGUAAAUCGAUCACUGUCCCCUGCCACUACAAGCCUGAGGACACUCUGAAUGUGAAGUACUGGUGCCAGGGCUCAAUAUACGACUUCUGCAGCAGUCUGGCCCGCACAGACAACCAGGACACUGCUCCAUCCUCAAAAGCGAGAAUAACGAUCGCUGAUGAUCCCACGCAGCACGUGUUCACAGUGAUCAUGCACGAGCUGAAGGAGAAGGACUCUGGCUGGUACUGGUGCGGGGUGGAAAAAGGAGGGAUAUGGAGCAAGGACAGUGCCAUGUCAAUUUAUAUCAGUGUCAUACAGGGUAUUUCAGUAGAGAACAAUGAAGUAAGUGCUGAAGAAGGUGACAGUGUCACUGUGCAGUGCCAAUACAGUGAGAAACACAGAAAGGAUGAAAAGAGGUGGUGCAGGAGUGGUCAUGUAAGAUCCUGCUCGGUUACAAACAACGGGACGUUCCUCAGCGAAUCUUUGCUCAUCAGCGAUGACGGGAAGGACACGGUUACCGUGACGAUGAGGCAGCUGGAGAUGCGGGAUGCAGGGUGGCACUUGUGUGGAGCCGGCGAGCACCAAGUGUCUGUUAAUGUGUUAGUCACUCCAAGAUCAACCAAAGCUGCCUUUGGUAUAAAAACACAACCGAGUCUGACUGUGCCUUCUGGUAAAGCCUCCAACAGGUGGGUGGUGCAUCUACAGACUAAUCAAGGGGAAAAGAGGUGCAAGCAAUAAGAACAUGUCAAGGAAGCAACCAAUGACAAGACAUGGCAAAAUAGUUACCUUUUGCAGUGUCUUCUGACAGUGUGUGGAGCUCUGAUCUUCCUGCUGAUUGCAAUCAUGGGAACAAGAAGGAUCAUGGGAGGAUUCAAACUAACAGACUUCUGAAAAUGUUUUGGUUCAAAUCUAUUUCUUAGUGUUUACAUGUCACACAUCACCUGCGAUACAUUUAUAAUAAAUAUAUCACAAUAUUACCAUGAAGGCGUCUAUCCUAAAGUCUUAUACAAGUCUUAAUACAAAGCAGUAACACAGGAGACUCCUUCCUAACAGAAAAUUGCACCAUAUUACACACAUAUUUAAUCAGAUGUGGCAUAAUCAUCAAACAUGCCCCUGUGAAUGCAUUGUUACUCUACAUUUAAUAAAUAUCACAGCCAGAACUCAUUAAUGCUUCCAAAUCUGCCUAUGUGCCUAUAAUUAAUGUAAUAAAUAAAUACUCAUUAAAAAGC